AUGGCGCUCCAGAAUCCCGAGGUCCUCAAUCGAAUCUUCAGCGAGCUCAGAUCCAAGAAUGACGAAGUGAGACUAAGAGCGGCAUUCGAUUUACGCAGCCACGUUUCUACGGUAGCAAGAGAGCUUUCGCGAGAUACAUUCCAGGAUUACUACUCGCAUGUAAAUUAUCGAAUCUCUCAGCUUAUCACUCAGAGCAACGAUACCACUGACAAAAUUGGAGGCAUACUUGCAAUUGAACAAUUGCUUGGUUUCGACGGCGACGACCCUGCGCAAAAGACUACUCGCUUUGCGAGCUAUCUACGGAGCGCUCUUCGCAGUAAUGAUAACACAGUGCUUUUGUUUGCCGCAAGAGCGUUGGGCCAUUUGGCUAUACCUGGAGGAGCUCUCACUGCAGAGCUCGUGGAAGCAGAAGUCCAGUCGGCAUUAGAAUGGCUUCAAACGGACCGGCAAGAGAAUCGUAGAUUUGCCGCAGUACUCAUCAUACGAGAACUUGCAAGGAACUCACCAACGCUGUUUUAUUCAUUUGUCCCCCAGGUAUUCGAUUGCAUCUCAGUCGCUCUCCGAGAUUCGAAGGUCAUGAUCCGGGAAACGGCAGCAGAGGCAGCAGGCGCUUGCUUUGAAAUUAUUGCUGCACGAGAUGCGAUGAUGCGGAAACAAUGGUUUCAGAAAGUCUACGAUGACACACAAGGGAACUUGAAGUCGACAAAUCCAGAUUACGUUCAUGGCGGAUUGCUCACUCUGAAGGAGCUUCUCCUCCGAGGGGGGAUGUUCAUGCGGGAUCAUUAUAGGGAGGCUUGCGAUGAUACCCUCCGCCUGAAAGAUCACAGAGAACCGCGCAUCCGUGCCUUGGUGGUCUACGUCACGCCAAUCCUCGCCGGCUAUGCACCAGAGUUGUUCGCCCAAACCUAUCUCCACAAGUUCAUGAUAUUUUUGCAAGGCCAAUUGAAGAAGGACAAGGAACGAAACGACGCUUUCGUUGCCAUUGGGAAGAUUGCGCAUGCUGUGGGAAGUGCUAUCACCCCCUACCUUGACGGUAUCAUCGUCUUUGUUCGCGAGGGCUUGAGCGUGAAAGCGCGCAACCGCCUUGGCGUGAACGAAGGGCCUGUCUUCCAGUGCAUAAGUAUGCUGUCUAUCGCGGUGGGCAUGGCGAUGACGAAAUAUAUGGAGGCCCUCCUAGAUCCUAUGUUUGCUUGUGGGCUCAGCGGGGCCCUCACCCAAGCUCUUGUCGACAUGGCACACUAUAUUCAACCCAUCAAGCCGCAGAUACAAGAAAAAUUACUGGAUCUACUAAGUCUUGUACUAUCUGGUCGCCCUUUCAAGCCUCUGGGCUGUCCUAAUGAUAAAUUGCCUCCCGUGCCUGCUUUCGCAAAGGACUUCAACCUCAACGUGGCCGACCAUAAGGACUCUGAGAUUGCGCUUGCCCUAGAUACUCUCGGUGCCUUCGAUUUUGGCAAUAUAGUGCUGAAUGAAUUUGUUCGCGACGUAGCAAUUCAUUACACGGACAACAGCAGUCCACGUAUACGAAAAGCGGCUGCGCUGACAUGCUGUCAGUUGUACAUUCACGAUACCAUUAUACAUCAGACGAGCUUCCAUGCUAUCAAAGUGGUCGGUGAUGUCAUUACGAAAUUACUCAAUGUUGGUGUUGCCGACCCAGACUCCGACAUUCGCCGUACAGUCCUGCAGGCUUUACACGAUAAAUUCGACAAACAUCUGGCAAAGCCUGAAAGCAUCAGGACCCUCUUUCUAGCGGUGAAUGACUCUAGUAUGGAGGUUCGCCAGGCAGCUAUCAUCAUCAUCGGGCGCUUGACAGAAGUCAACCCUGCACACGUCUUUCCUUCUUUGAGGAAGCUGCUGGUGAAUCUCAUUAUGGGGAUCCGCAAUUCAAAUGACGCUAAACAUGCUGAAAACGGGGCGAAACUUAUUGGUCUGGUCAUUGCAAAUGCUUCCAAGCUUGCAAAACCCUACUGCAGCUCUCUCGUCGAUGUACUUGCUCCGAAGGGAGCCGAUCCAAACCCUGUUGUGGCCACGGCGACCCUCACGGCCAUUGGUCAGCUCGCGACUGUCGGCGCAACAGACCUGACUAAGUACAUCCCUAGGCUGAUGGAGAGCAUUAUGAAAGCUUUGCAAGAUCACAGCUCUCAUAGCAAGAGAGAUGCAGCGCUACAAACACUGGGCCAGAUUGCCAGUAAUUGUGCAUAUGUCAUACAGCCAUAUAGUGAUUAUCCGGAAUUGCUAGACUUGCUUAUCAACAUCAUAAAGACUGAACCUCAAGGCUCGCUCCGGAAAGAAACCAUAAAAGUUCUCGGUAUUCUUGGUGCUCUUGACCCUUACAAACAUCAGCAGAUAAAGCAAAUUACUUCUCUAGCACGAGUGCAAGAAUCCGAGGGCACUGUAUCGGAUGUAAGCUUAGUGAUACAAGGCAUGACCCCUUCACAAGAGGACUACUACCCUAAAGUCGUCUUUAUGACAUUAAUGCACAAUGUGCUGCAGGAUACUUCUCUGGCUCAGUACCACUCGGCAGUUAUUGAAGCCAUUGUCUCGAUUUUCAAAGCUCUAGGAUUACGCUGCAUACCCUAUCUUACUGAGAUCAUCCCAAGUUUUGUUGCUGUCAUACAGUCCACGGGAGGCAGUCGAGUUGAGGCAUACUUCAACCAGCUGUCGAUUCUUGUAUCUAUAGUAUCUGUACAUAUCCGGAAUUACGUGACGCCUCUUGUCAGCUUGGUGGAGCAAUUCUGGAAGCCCGAAAACCCUCCAAAUAUCUCGCUCAUGAGUCCAAUUCUAGCUCUUAUCGAGUCCUUAGCCCGAGCCUUAGGAAGUGAAUUUAAAAGUCGCAUCACUCGACUAUUGCCGCUGCUACUCAACAUUCUAGAAAAUGACGUGUCAAAUAGACGUCAAGCAUCUGAGAAGGUCUUACAUACACUGCUAGUCUUCGGCCAAAGUGCAGAAGAGCACAUGCAUCUUAUCAUUCCAGCCCUGAUCGAUCUGUUCCAAAAGCAUACGAAUCCGGUGAAUAUCCGGAAAGCCGCCAUUGAAACGAUAGGGAGGAUCUGCCGCCAGGUCAACAUCUCCGAUUAUGCAUCAAUGAUCAUUCACAAUCUUGUAGACAUUCUUGCUGGUCGAGAUUCCACCACCAAAGCAGCGGCCCUGGAAUGCCUGUGCACGUUCAUUACACAGAUUGGGCCAGAUUUCCUUCUCUACGAAAAGACUGUGGAAAAGGUGCUCGUGGCCAAUCAUGUGCCUCAUCAUAAUUAUGAAUUGCUUGUCAACAAGCUAAAAAAAGGAGAGCCCUUGCCCCAAGAUCUUAGCCCUGAUGACAUGUACGGCAACGCAGGAGAUGAAGCUCAAGUGACUGAUAUUGGCCACAAGAAGCUGCCUGUCAAUCAAGAACAUCUUAAAAACGCCUGGGAAGCAUCGCAGAAGUCGACUCGUGAGGACUGGCAAGAAUGGAUGCGGCGCUUCAGCAUCGAGCUGCUUAGAGAAUCCCCCUCACAUGCACUCAGAGCAUGCGCAGUCUUGGCAACUGUCUACCCGCCGUUGGCUAGAGAUCUGUUCAAUUCCGCUUUCGCAUCCUGCUGGCCAGAAUUGUAUGAUCAAUAUCAGGAUGAACUUCUCAAAUCUUUCGAGACUGCGCUUGCCUCUCCUCAUAUUCCACCUGAGAUAUUACAGAUACUGCUCAAUCUCUGCGAGUUCAUGGAACAUGAUGAUCAUGCUUUGCCUCUAGACAUUCGUCAACUAGGAAAAUACGCAGCAAGGAACCACGCUUUCGCCAAGGCACUUCAUUACAAGGAGCUUGAGUUUGAAGAGGAGAAGACCCCAAGCACUGUCGAAGCGCUGAUAUCAAUCAAUAACCAUCUGCAGCAAUACGAUGCUGCAGUUGGCAUCCUUCGUAAUGCCCAAAAAUAUCGAGAUUUUGAGCUCAAGGAGACCUGGUUCGAAAAAUUGCAGCGCUGGGAUGAAGCUCUUGCCGCCUACGAGCGUCGAGAAAAAGUCACUCCAAAUGCCUUUGAUGUAACCAUGGGUAAGAUGAGGUGUCUUCAUGCACUGGGGGAGUGGAACAGUCUCUCGAGUCUUGCCGAGCAGAAAUGGAGCCUAGCAUCAAUAGACCAUAAGCGUGCAAUCGCUCCUUUAGCGGCAGCAGCGGCUUGGGGCUUGGGCCAGUGGGAACUCAUGGAUAAUUAUCUGGACGGCAUGAAAUCCCAAGCACCAGACAAGUCCUUCUUCAGUGCAAUUCUUCAGAUACAGCGCGAGAAUUACACCCAAGCAGCAACGCACAUCGAACGAGCGCGUGAAGGUCUUGACACCGAACUGAGCGCACUACUCGGCGAGUCUUAUAAUCGAGCGUAUAGUGUUCUUGUUCGCAUACAAAUGCUUGCUGAGUUAGAGGAGAUUAUCACAUACAAGAAAUUAGGGAAGGACAACAGGAACCCCGAAAAGCAAGAGGCGUUGCGAUUGACAUGGACCAAACGACUUAAGGGUUGCCAGCAGAAUGUUGACCUCUGGCAGCGAAUGCUAAAAGUACGGUCGUUGGUAUUGGAUUAUUCAGACGAUAUUGAUAUGUGGAUCAAAUUCGCCAAUCUUUGUCGCAAAUCUGGUCGAAAUGGACUGGCGGAACAGACGCUGCGGCAAUUGCACGACGUUGCCAAUCAACAGUUUGGAAUGCUCGAGAAUAGCCAGUCAAAACUUGCACAGGAUCCAUUCGGUGUACCUGAGGUGAAGUAUGCAGGCAUUAAAUUUAGAUGGUCAAUUGGUGAACAAAAACCAUCCUUGCGCCGUCUCCGAGACUUCACUGCCGAUCUAGCUCAUCAACUGAAUACAUAUAUCAGCAGCUCCGGUGCCCUUACGCAGGAUGGGCGUGCUGGUAACUUGCCCGGCGUGUCAUCCCCAGGCCCCAGUGGGUAUCAACCUCGAGAUCUCCCACGCAUCAAGAGACUGCUCGCGAAAUGCUACGUAAAGCAGGGUGAAUGGCUUACGGCGGUCAAGUCUGGGGAUUGGCAAUCUGAGCACAUUCACUCCAUUAUCGGGGCAUAUGCUCAAGCGACCGAAUACAACAGGGAUUGGUAUAAAGCUUGGCAUUCUUGGGCGAUUGCUAACUUCGAGGUGGUGACGGCCAAAACCGUGGCCGCUAAGAGGGACAACGCAACCUUUCAAUCGGCUACUAUCAUUGAUCACGUGGUCCCUGCUAUACAAGGCUUCUUUCGGUCCAUCGCCCUGACACAGGCUAGCUCUCUCCAAGAUGCACUCCGUCUCCUGACGCUGUGGUUUGCCCACGGUUCGCAUCAUGAAGUGAAUGCGGCAGUUCUUGAGGGUUUCAAUGAUGUCAGCAUCGACGUGUGGCUCGAGGUCAUACCGCAAUUGAUAGCACGAAUAAACCAGCCCAAUGCGAGAGUGCGCUCCACAAUUCAUCGUCUUCUCGCAGAAAUAGGGAAAGCGCACCCGCAAGCCCUAGUCUACCCCCUUACCGUUACCAUCAAAUCGAAUAUCGUCCGUCGCUCUCAAUCAGCAAGUCAAAUCAUGGAUCGACUUCGUGAGCAUAGUUCCAAUCUGGUUGAGCAGGCUGACGUGGUCGCGCACGAGCUCAUUCGCGUUGCGGUGUCCUGGCACGAGCAGUGGCACGAGGGCUUGGAAGAAGCGUCUCGACUCUACUUUGGAGAUGACGACGUCCAAGGCAUGUUCUCUACUCUAGAGCCUCUCCAUGCCAUGAUUGAAAAGCCCGCAGAGACUCUGCGAGAGAUCUCCUUCACUCAAACAUUCGGACGGGACUUAGCUAAUGCCCAUCAUUUUUGUGAAGUAUACAAGACCACUAGUGAAAAGGGCGAUCUGAACUCGGCUUGGGACAUAUAUUACAUGGUGUUCCGCCGUAUCCAGAAGCAGCUUCCUAGCAUGCUCUCUAUGGAGCUUGAAUAUGUAUCUCCAAAGCUUCACAUAGCACGGAACUUGGAUUUGUGUGUACCUGGUACCUACCAAAGUGGCAAACCGGCGACACGUAUGAUGAGCUUUGUUCCACUUGUUGCCAUCAUUCCUUCCAAGCAGAGACCACGAAGACUGACUGUCCGUGGGAGCGACGGCAAGGGCUACGAUUUCUGCCUGAAAGGUCACGAGGACAUUCGACAAGACGAGCGUGUCAUGCAGCUCUUUGGCCUUGUGAACACACUCUUAUCUCAUGAUAGUGAAUCGUUCAAGCGUCACCUAAAUAUCCAGCCAUAUUCAGCGAUCCCUCUAUCCCAGCAGUCGGGCCUUUUGGGCUGGGUUCCGAACAGCGAUACAAUGCAUAACCUAAUCAAAGACUACCGCGAACACCGUCGUAUCUUGCUCAACAUCGAACACCGCAUUAUGCUGCAGAUGGCUCCUGACUUUGACAACUUGACCUUGAUGCAGAAGGUGGAAGUCUUCAGCUACGCUAUGGACAACACAACGGGCAAGGAUCUCUAUCGCGUUCUCUGGCUGAAGUCUAAGUCUUCAGAGUCCUGGCUCGAGCGCCGAACAACCUACACACGCUCUCUUGCCACUAUGUCAAUGGUAGGCUAUAUUCUUGGUCUGGGCGAUCGGCAUCCCUCAAAUUUGCUGGUCGACAAAUUUACUGGUCAGGUAGUCCACAUUGACUUCGGUGACUGUUUCGAAGUGGCUAUGCAUCGAGAAAAAUAUCCAGAGCGCGUCCCUUUCCGUUUGACGCGCAUGUUGACCUACGCAAUGGAAGUCAGCAACAUAGACGGCUCUUAUAAAAUCAGCUGCGAAGCCGUCAUGCGUGUCAUCAGGGACAACAAAGAAUCCCUCAUGGCCGUGCUGGAAGCAUUCAUACACGAUCCUCUGUUGAAUUGGAGGUUGGGCAAGCAGGACCCUCCGCAAGAACCUUCCUUCCAUAGCGAACGUCGCGCCAGUAUAUCGAACACUACUGCCAACAACAACAAUGCCACCACCACCACGACAACCACAACCAGUGCCCCUCGACCACCAGACACAGAAGUAGAAGCUGCUCAAUUUGCCGUUGGCAAGCCGAGCAGUGGCAGCAAAGGCAUGCGCCGAAUUUCUGCAUUGCCGAACGACGUUCUCGCCCCCCAAGAUGGUCAGCCUUCAGACACAAGGGAUGAGAGGAAUGCAUACGCAGAAAUUCAAAAUGCGCGAGCCGUACAGGUGCUCGAGCGUGUGAGAGACAAGCUAACAGGCAAGGACUUCGGGGGCAAGGAAGAGCUAGGCGUGGAGAAGCAGGUCAGCAAAUUAAUUGCACAGGCGACAAAUGUGGAAAACCUCUGCCAGCACUAUAUCGGAUGGUGUUCUUUCUGGUAA
This is a messenger RNA of Bacidia gigantensis, 7281 nucleotides long. RefSeq lists its product as uncharacterized. The coding region runs from base 1 to 7281 and encodes 2426 amino acids. Gene Ontology annotation, biological process: protein phosphorylation; negative regulation of macroautophagy; TOR signaling. Gene Ontology annotation, molecular function: protein-containing complex binding; protein serine/threonine kinase activity; protein binding. The record is from RefSeq and is a predicted model, not a curated record. NCBI's taxonomy places the organism in Eukaryota, Fungi, Ascomycota, Lecanoromycetes, Lecanorales, Ramalinaceae. The transcript has a single exon. Gene Ontology annotation, cellular component: TORC1 complex; TORC2 complex; nucleus.